This is a messenger RNA of Aphis gossypii (cotton aphid), 1382 nucleotides long. RefSeq lists its product as uncharacterized. Lineage: Eukaryota; Metazoa; Arthropoda; Insecta; Hemiptera; Aphididae. The record is from RefSeq and is a predicted model, not a curated record. The transcript is spliced from 8 exons. Bases 167 to 1123 code for a protein of 318 amino acids.
GUAAUUUAAAAUUACAUACUUAUUUAAUGUUAUUUAAUACUUAGGUAUUUAUGCAACACUAUCGAUCGCGUACUCGUCCCUUUCUCUGAUAAGUUGUUCACUUGUACCUAUAUGUUCGUGUAUUAAAAUUAUAAUUUAUAAAUUUGCGUUCGUACUGCAUAACAAAAUGGCCAGUAUGUCGAGUUUUUCUUCGUCUGUGAACGAAUCGCAUUCAGAAGAGGAAUUUAUAUUAUUUAAGACCCAACUGAAAAAGGUUCAAGAUCUUAUUGAAGAAUACAACUUUAAAAUCGUAAACAAGACAUUAUGUGCAGAGGAUCUAGCUAUCAUGAAGUUAGAAAUGAAAUAUUUAACAGAACUUGAGCAGCAAGUGACUUCAGAUAAAAUGAAGUCCAGUUAUGUAUCGUACAAAACUAUAUCUUUAAAAAUGGUACAAGAAUCUUAUCGUAUUUGUAGCUGGCUUAUGGAAAAGCAAUGCAGUGAAAUGGAUAAUAUGUUUGAUAUAGAUACAUAUGUUGAUAAAAUUAUUGAAGCAUGUACUGAUAAGGAAGACCCUUUAAGCCACUUAAAUACUUUAUUCAAUGGUGCCUUUAAAAAUAUAAAUUAUUUUAAGCUAAGUUUCUACGGGAAUAUUAAAUGGGAAGAACCUGCUGAAACCCAAGUAUUAUCACAGGCAAAGAAAGAAUUCAGAAGAUCACAAAAGAGACCCUUAGAAGAUCAAGUGAUUCCUGACGAGGUAGGUAGUGAAACUGGUGAUAAUGAAUUACAAAUAACUUUGUUAAGAGUUAAACGCUGUUUGAAGAAAGCUGUAGUAGAUAAUGAUGGGGAUCCAGUAUCAUUCCAUGCAUUUGCUAUUGAUCCAUUUAGCUUGACAUUUACAAUAGAAAAUUUAUUUCAUUUGGCUUCAUUAGCGAAAGACGGUGUUAUUGAAAUUGAAAGAUUAUCAGAUGAUGAAAAUAAUGAGUUUUCGACAAUAACAUUAGCUAAAAAAAAAAGUACUAAUACUAAACCCAAAGCAAAUGAUAUAAUAUCUUCUUUAUUCACCAUGAAUCAUGAGUUAUGGCAGUAUUAUAUCAAGAAAUACCAUAUAACUAAACGAAUGAUCAAACAAGAUGAUGAUGAGUAACUUUUAAAUUAUUAUAAAGAUAUAUUGAUAAUUACUUGAAAUUUAUCUAAAAAUCUUAUAUGUUUCAUUUGUUUAAAAAUCACAAUAAGAAAAAUUAUAUACAAUUUUUAUAAGUUUUUUUGUUGGUCUCGUUAAUUUUAUCAUUUAAUAGUUAAUGAACUCAUAAUAAUCUUAUAUUAAUAACUUGAAAUUACCUAGUUAUGAGUCAAUAAAUUAAAACAAGGGAAAUUAGAUAGGUACUUAUUUUUUUUUGAUAGAA